AUGUCAGAAAGUCGUUUCUUUACACAACAAGAUGGAUCAAAAAUCGCAUACAAGAUUUUUGAACCUGAAAAUAUUAAAAAUGAGGUUCCUCUUAUAAUGAUAAUGGGAUUUGCUGGAACUAAAGAGAUUUUUUUGGGCUUCGAAGAAGAAUUGGCAAAAAACCAAACUGUACUUAUAUUUGAUAAUCGUGGAAUUGGAGAAUCAACUGUUGCUUCUUAUGAUGACCCUAUUACGAUUGAACUAAUGGCUCAAGAUACAAUUGAAUUAAUUAGACAUCUUGAAAUUAAAAGAUUUAAUUUAUUUGGAGGGUCUAUGGGUGGUAAUAUAGCACUUUGUAUUGCCUUGAAUGUUCCAUCAGAUAUUAAGUUGGAGAAAUUAAUUAUUGGCGCAACUUUUGCUCGUAUCAGACCAGAUCUAAAACUAUAUCAGAGUCUUGAACGACUUUAUAAAUUACCAAACAUGGGUCAUCCUAAAACUAUUCAAGAACAAAAGGAUAUCCUUCUUAAGUCAGAUAAGGAUAUAGUCAAUUAUCAACUUAAACAUCCUGAUAAGUUUGAUAAAAUUGCAGAAAUUAUAUUUGACAUAGUUUCAAGACUACAAGAAAUUAAGGUUCCAACUUUGAUAAUUCACGGUGAAAUUGAUGACGUAGUUCCUAUUGGAGAAGGUGAAUUACUUGCUCGUGAAAUUCCUAAUGCUCAAUUUUAUAAAAUUCCUAAAACUGGUCAUAGCAUUUAUAUAAUGGCAUCAAAUUAUAUUCCUGUCAUUGAUGAAUUUUUGAAUAAUUAA
This is a messenger RNA of Cetraspora pellucida, 786 nucleotides long. NCBI's taxonomy places the organism in Eukaryota, Fungi, Glomeromycota, Glomeromycetes, Diversisporales, Gigasporaceae. The record is from the annotation of a GenBank genome assembly.